This is a messenger RNA of Soboliphyme baturini, 291 nucleotides long. The record is from the annotation of a GenBank genome assembly. Lineage: Eukaryota; Metazoa; Nematoda; Enoplea; Dioctophymatida; Soboliphymatidae.
AUGUUCGACGCAGGACCUUCUUACCGACUUCGACCUGUAGUUGUCAUCUCGGUGGGAGAACUUGGAAUUGCAUCUUAUCUUAGAGGCAACAUCGUUUUCACUCAGUGGCCUAUAAGUGUUUACGAAAGGCACGUCUUUAAGCCUCCUGGUCUUGGAGAACCGAGACUGAGUUGUCUGUUCUGGGACAUGCCAAAAUGCAUUUGCACGACCGCAAUUACUUUGCCUUCCAGUCGUUUGACGUUUGAUAUUUCGCAUCUGGCGGCUGUCAUGCGACUGGGCGCAUUGGUGUAG